AGUUCCUCGUACACUUUUUUACUUGAGUACGAGCAAUGGAGCGAGACGACACUCCGAUUCUGGGUCAAAUCGUGGUGAAAGUAUACGGAAGACGAUGGUACAUUUUGGCCUUGUACAGCUUCAUCUGUUGUUGGCAAUGUGCCUUGUGGAACACGUGGUCUCCCAUCGCUCAAACCAUGAAAGCAGCCUUUGGCUGGAGUAACGGCGUGAUUGCACUCUUGGCCAAUUGGGGAUGCAUCACCUACUUGAUCCUCAUUCUACCCGUGGGCUGGCUCAUGAAGUGGUCCAUGAGAGUCUCUGUGCUCAUGUGUGUGGGACUGAUGCUUCUGGGAUCUGCUAUGAGAUGCCUGCCCAUUGUGCUGGACAUCUCCGACUACAUGUUCUUGAUUCUUGCCCAUGUGAGUGCGUUUUUGAUCGGAAUUGCCGAGAUUGUGACCAUGUCUGCAGCUCCAGCCAUCUCCGCUAUUUGGUUCCCAGUCCAGGAAAGAACCACGGCCACGGGAAUCGCUCAAGUGGCCAAUAUCUUGGGCAAUUCGGUGUCUUUUUUUGUUGAUGUGGAGCUGGUCCAAGAUCUGGGAAAUGUGACGAGUAACGUAACCAACGAGGAGAAGCAGGAGAUGAGGCAGGAUGUGAUGACUCUCAUGUGGGUGAUGGCGAUUCCCAGUGCGGUUUUGGCACUAUUGGUAUUGGUCUACUUUCCAUCCAGUCCACAAUAUCCGCCCAGUAGAUCAUCUGGUGAAGAGAGACUGGGAUUCUCCGAAGGCGUGAUGAAACUAUUGAAGAAUUGGAACGCAUGGCUUAUCGCCUUGAUUAUUUCCAUCCCAGCUGGAACCAUAGGCGCUUGGUUGUCUCUCCUGGUGGAGAUUCUACCCAGUUUUUGCUUCGACGAUGAGGAUUGUUUGACCCAAGAGUGGGUGAGUUGGUUGGCCAUCGUGACGAAUCUGGCCAGUUGUGGUUGUGCUUUGAUCAUUACUUACUUCACGGACGUGUUCCGGGGCAGAAUUCGUGGAACAGUCUUGAUUCUCUUCGCGGUAGGAACAGUAGUGUUCACGUUUCUCACUUUGGUCACCAUGGAGAUCUUUGUGUUCUCAUCCAUGAGUACGACCAAGACUGCCAUCUAUAUUUUAUUGGUUGUGGGAACCACCUUGUCCACAGGUGUGAUCCCACUUUGUACGGAAUUGGCUGUGGAAAUAUGCUAUCCAACCGCUGAGGUCGUUGUUGGGGGUUGGCUCUCUGUUUGGAUCAACUUCAUUAGUAUGAUUUACUAUUGCAUACUUGACAUUCCCGAUAUUGGCGUGGACUGGUUAAAUUUCACCCUCCCUUUGUCGAUGGUAGUAUCUUUGAUAUUAAUGUUCUUCGUCAAUCCUGAGUACAAACGAAGUCGCGUAGACGAAGUUGGUGACGCAAUUUUGGGCACCCUGAUACAAAACCAAGUUGAAGAUGACGAUUCACUCCUGUUCAAUGAUGUCAAGUUGAGAUUACAAUCAGAUGAAUGAAAAAUA
This is a messenger RNA of Tigriopus californicus, 1502 nucleotides long. RefSeq names its product solute carrier family 49 member 4-like. The transcript has 3 exons. Gene Ontology annotation, biological process: transmembrane transport. Gene Ontology annotation, cellular component: intracellular membrane-bounded organelle; membrane. Gene Ontology annotation, molecular function: transmembrane transporter activity. NCBI's taxonomy places the organism in Eukaryota, Metazoa, Arthropoda, Copepoda, Harpacticoida, Harpacticidae. Bases 36 to 1496 code for a protein of 486 amino acids. The record is from RefSeq and is a predicted model, not a curated record.